Messenger RNA from Oryza brachyantha (malo sina), 1403 nucleotides. RefSeq lists its product as uncharacterized. The transcript has 4 exons. Bases 321 to 1355 code for a protein of 344 amino acids. The record is from RefSeq and is a predicted model, not a curated record. Lineage: Eukaryota; Viridiplantae; Streptophyta; Magnoliopsida; Poales; Poaceae.
GGCUCGACGGUGCCGGUGCGCCUCCCCCCACAGUGGCGCGAACCAGGCGAGGUUUUGGCGGGUUUCAGAAGGGAGGAGGCCCAGGCUUCCCGCGUCCACCGCCUGCGACAAGGGUUUUGGGUCCGCUACGCCGGGAGCCAUCGCCGUCGCCGUCGGCGCUAGUUGUCUUUCGUGGAAGCUAUUCAACCGUGAAGGCACACUUGCUUAAAAGUCCUGAAGAAGGUGUUCAAGCCUGUCCAGGAGUGACCAUCAAUAUCUUUAUCAAUCUAUGCAGUGAAGUUGAUGCAGCAGAAGAUUCAAAUCCAAAUCAGUUCGCAAGAAUGUUCUAUUCUUCAGGAAUCUCCUUCAACUCUGCAAGGGAUCCAUACUUCCGGAGUUCAUUCACUUUUGUUUUGAAGAAUAUUGUUCCUAGUUAUAUUCCUCCUGAUAGCAAAAGGUUGAAGACAACUCUUCUGCAAAAAGAAAGGGCUCGCAUUGAUGACUUACUACAGCCCAUCAAAACCAUGUGGAGGAAGGCAGGUGUGACAAUAGUUUCUGAUGGUUGGUCAGAUGUUCAACAGCGAUCACUUGUCAACAUUCUGGCUAUCAAUGAAUGUGGAGCCAUUUUUCUGCAAGCAAUCAACAUCGAAGAUGAGGUGAAUACAAAGGAGUACAUUGCAGAGAAGCUCACUGCUGUGAUUGAAGACGUUGGGGCAGAAAAUGUUGUCCAAGUGAUCACAGAAAAUGAUCCUGUUUGCAGAGCUGCUGGGUUGCUGAUCGAACAAAAAUACAAUCACAUCCAAUGGAUGCCUAGUGUUGCUCAUACAUUAAGUCUUGCCUUGAAGAAUGUUUUCUCCGCUAACAAUACCAAAGAUGUUGCCUUCAAAGAGAGCCAUUGGAUUUCUAAGGUUGUAGAGGAUGCAAGUAUGAUCAAGAAUUUCAUAAUGAAUCAUACCAUGAUAUCAUCCAUUCUGAGUGAUUUCAGUAAGUUGCAGAUUCUUGCUAUUGCUAACACAAGAUUCGCUUCAGAUCUUGUUAUGUUAAAGAGGUUUCGGCUGAUCAAGCAAUCUUUAAUAAAGUUGGUCAAUAGUGACAAGUGGUGGCCUGCUUACAGUAGUUUUAACACGGAGCACGCACAGCUUGUGAAGUACAAGCUUACUGAUCACUCGUGGUGGAAUCAAGUUGACUACAUUCUUUCUUUCACUGAGCCUAUAUAUUCGAUGAUACGCAUGACGGACACUGAAGAGCCAUGCCUUCAUCUUAUUAAUGAAAUGUGGAAUAAUAUGAUUGAUAAGGUAAAAGCUGUCAUUUAUAAGCAUGAUCAAGAGGGCCUGAAGAGGAGUCAGCAUUUUACUCUAUUGUGCAUUCCAUUCUAGAAGAUUGGUGGAGCAAGAGCAGAACACCACUCCAGUGUUUAGCGUAUU